This is a messenger RNA of Cynoglossus semilaevis (tongue sole), 714 nucleotides long. It is a transcript of the gene cd247, whose product is annotated as CD247 molecule. The transcript is spliced from 7 exons. Lineage: Eukaryota; Metazoa; Chordata; Actinopteri; Pleuronectiformes; Cynoglossidae. The record is from RefSeq and is a predicted model, not a curated record. Gene Ontology annotation, cellular component: membrane. Gene Ontology annotation, molecular function: transmembrane signaling receptor activity. Gene Ontology annotation, biological process: cell surface receptor signaling pathway. The coding region runs from base 60 to 509 and encodes 149 amino acids.
UCACUGGUUGUCUUCACAGUUUUCUUCAGUUUUCUUCUCAGUCAGCGUUGAAGGUUGUGAUGGUGGCUGUGUCUCAGACAUUCGGAGUUCUUCUGCUUCUCACCAGCGUCUUCGCUCAAGCAGACGCCAUGAAAAUGUAUGAGCCCGGUUUAUGUUUCAUCCUGGAUGGUUUUCUGGGUCUGUACGGCCUCUUCAUUACCGGCUUGCUCAUAAAAGAGAAGUUUUUCAAAAGUAAGACGAUGUCAGUGGAGGAAGGUCUUUAUCAUGACCCGAGGGGUCAGAGUGAUGGAGGGUACGACCAGCUGCGGCAGCAAGAGAGAGGACGAAAUCGCUUGGCUAAUAACGACGAAACGUACACGGGCCUGACCAGACGUACAGAGGGUGAAUAUAAGGAACUUCCGAUCAAGCGGGAGCGUCAGAGGAAAAAGGAAACCGUUUAUCAGGAUCUCAAGUCGGCCUCCAGAGACACCUAUGACAUUCUGCACAUGCAGCCACCUUCAGGUCGUUAGCACUGCCUCUGUGGGGUCACUUGCACAUUUUUUUUGUUUUUUUGUUUUUUUUUUGUUUGACAAAAUAUUUUUGGUUCAUCAUAGAUAAGAUUUUUUUGUUUUUUCUAUUGUUUGUGCUUGAGUUUUCAAAAUAAUUUUUUUAGAGAGUGUUUUCUCAUAAAGAUGAACAAUUCUUUAUUGAUAUUAAAACUUUAAUAAACUGACA